Messenger RNA from Dentiscutata heterogama, 482 nucleotides. Lineage: Eukaryota; Fungi; Glomeromycota; Glomeromycetes; Diversisporales; Gigasporaceae. The record is from the annotation of a GenBank genome assembly.
CAUUAGAACAGUUAAAAAAGAAUAUUGAAGCUUCUAAAGACACAACUAUAAAAGCAAGAAAGCAAUAUGGCUUAAUUCCUGUACCAACUUCAGAUGAAUGCAUUGUGGAUAAGACUAAAUUGGAUGAAAAAUAUGUAAUUAAAAGCAAGGAAUAUUUAGUGAAUAGGUUGAAAAUAUACGAAGACGUUAUUGAUGAAAAAUGGCAAGAUCUUAAUAAUAAUGGAUUAUCCGGAGAAUGUGUUAAAAUUAAAGAUAGGAAAGAUACAGAAAGGGUUGUGCUUUUCAUGUAUGGUGGAGGAUAUUUUAUGGGAUCAUCUAAAAUAUGUCACAAUAUAACUUAUGAAAUUGCCGAAUGUUCAGUUUUUGCAAUUAAUUAUCGUCUUGCUCCUGAAAAUCAAUUUUCUGUUGCAUUUUGUGAUGCUUUAGCAGCUAGGGGUGUUAAACGACUCGGAUUUUCUGACCCCGAGUCAACUUUUAGUCAG